AUGAAUAAUAAAAAUGUUUCCUUACUUGCUAUAUCUCAAAAGAUUAGAGAAGAAGAGGAGAUCAAGAAAAAAACUAAUCCAAAACAUAAGUUAGAUGCUCUAAGGGCUGAAGAACAGGAACUUAUAGCUGCUGUUCAAAAAUCUUACAAUGCACCUCUAGUUGCAGUUCAUGAGUUAGCAAAAGGUAUAGUUUAUGAUGGAAGAAUGAAAACGUCUUGGAGACCACCACCUAAAUAUGCAGUUUUAACUCCAGCUGAAUGCAGCAAUUUGAGAUCUCAACUUCUUAUAGAUGUAAAUGGAGUUGAUAUACCUCCACCUAUUAUGUCUUUCAAGGAUAUGGGUUUUCCAAAAGGUUUGAUUGAUGCUUUAAAUGCAAAGGGAAUAAUGAAACCAACCCAAAUCCAAAUGCAAGGUUUACCAGUAAUUUUAUCUGGUAGAGAUAUGAUUGGUAUAGCUUUUACAGGAAGUGGUAAGACAAUUGUAUUCACUCUUCCAAUGGUUAUGUAUUCACUUGAGUCUGAACUAAAACUACACUUCAUGGGUAUGGAGGGUCCUGAUGGCCUUAUUUUAUGCCCCUCUCGUGAACUAGCAUUGCAGACAACAAGUAUUAUAGAACACUUUGUAUCUUUCCUAAGUAAGAGUAAAAUAAAUAGGCCAGGUACAUUAAAACGAAAUAGAGAAUGGGAAUAUAGUGAGAAGGAGAAAUCAAAUAGUGAUGGGAAUGUUGAGGAUUAUAAUAGAACAUAUUAUCCAUUAUUAAAUGUAAUUUGUCUAAUAGGAGGUGAAAGUGCUCGUGAAAAACAGAAUAUAAUUCAGAGACAAGGAGUUCAUAUGAUUGUUGCAACUCCAGGUAGACUUGCAGAUAUGCUCAGGAAAAAAAAAGUCACACUAUAUCAGUGUAGAUAUUUUUGUAUGGAUGAAGCAGAUCGUUUAACUGAGGCAGGAUUUGAAGAAGCAGUAAGAUAUAUUUUUGAUAAUUUUCAUGAAAGGCGUCAAACAGUUCUAUUUUCUGCAACUAUGCCCCAGAAGACUCAAGAGUUCACUAGAACUGCACUUGUAGAUCCUAUAGUUGUCAAUGUAGGACGAGCUGGAGCUACAACUCUCAACGUAUUACAAGAGCUUGAAUAUGUAAGACAAGAGUGUAGACUUCCUCAUAUAUUACAAAGUCUUCAAAAGACAGCUCCUAGAGUAUUAAUAUUUUGUGAAAACAAGAAGGAUGUAGAUGAGAUCCAUGAAUAUUUGCUACUAAAAGGAGUGAAAGCUGCAGCUAUUCAUAGUGGUUUAUCUCAAGAACAACGUAGGGAUUCUGUAGAGCAAUUUCGAUUGGGUCUAAAGGAUGUCUUAAUUGGGACAGAUGUAGCAUCCAAAGGACUAGAUUUCCCCAAUAUUCAUCAUGUCAUAAACUAUGAUAUGCCUAAGGAGAUUGAAAAUUAUGUACAUCGUAUAGGCCGUACUGGUAGAGGUGAUUCUGUCGGUGUUUCUACAACUUUUAUUGAUAAUUCCCUACCUGAAACUUUAUUGUGUGACUUAAAAGCUUUACUUAUAGAAGCUAAGCAAAUUAUUCCACCAUUUCUAGAGAAAUUGGAAGCUACUGAUAAUUCGUUGCUAGAAAUUGGAGGAAUAAGAGGUUGUGCAUUUUGUGGGGGUCUUGGGCAUCGUAUAGGACAAUGUCCAAAAUUAGCAGAAGCACAGCGAAGAACACAGACAGCAAAUUCAAAAGAUGCUUUAACUUUAGGAUCUAGGUAUAGUCAAAGCUGUAGGGAUGAUUGGUAA
This is a messenger RNA of Cryptosporidium muris RN66, 1773 nucleotides long. RefSeq names its product DEAD/DEAH box helicase family protein. Gene Ontology annotation, biological process: mRNA splicing, via spliceosome. Lineage: Eukaryota; Apicomplexa; Conoidasida; Eucoccidiorida; Cryptosporidiidae. The record is from RefSeq and is a predicted model, not a curated record. Gene Ontology annotation, cellular component: spliceosomal complex. The transcript has a single exon. Gene Ontology annotation, molecular function: ATP binding; RNA helicase activity; RNA binding. The coding region runs from base 1 to 1773 and encodes 590 amino acids.